Messenger RNA from Acomys russatus (golden spiny mouse), 984 nucleotides. Its product is annotated as nuclear factor of activated T-cells 5-like. The coding region runs from base 1 to 969 and encodes 322 amino acids. Lineage: Eukaryota; Metazoa; Chordata; Mammalia; Rodentia; Muridae. The transcript is spliced from 3 exons. The record is from RefSeq and is a predicted model, not a curated record.
AUGAAAACGACGGGAUGUAACUUAGAUAAGGUGAAUAUUCUUCCUAAUGGCCCGAUCACUCCUCUGAUAUCAAGCAAUAUGAUUAAGACUGAAGAUGUUACUCCAAUGGAAGUAACAGCAGAGAAAAGAUCUUCCCCUAUUUUUCAGUGUAGCCAGCUCCAGAGUACUAUUCAGCAGCUGCAAGCGGGAAGUUUUACGGGCAGCACUGCUGGUGGCAGCAGUGGAAGUGUUGACUUGGUCCAGCAGGUUUUAGAGGCACAACAACAGUUAUCUUCUGUUCUGUUUUCUGCUCCAGAUGGUAAUGAGAAUGUUCAAGAACAGCUUAAUGCAGACAUUUUCCAAGUCAGUCAAAUUCAAAAUAGUCCACAGCAGCAGCAACAGCAGCAGCAGCAAGUGAUGGAGUCAUCAGCUGCAAUGGUGAUGGAGAUGCAGCAGAGCAUUUGCCAAGCUGCUGCCCAGAUUCAGUCAGAACUAUUUCCUUCGGCUGCUUCAGCAAAUGGAAGCCUUCAGCAAUCUCCAGUUUACCAGCAGCCUUCUCACAUGAUGAGUGCACUACCUACCAAUGAGGACAUGCAAAUGCAAUGUGAAUUGUUCUCUUCUUCCCCAGCAGUUUCUGGAAAUGAAACUUCUACAACUACCACACCACAGGUUGCAACCCCUGGCUCCACUAUGUUUCAGGCACCAAGUUCAGGAGAUGGAGAAGAAACUGGAGCCCAAGCAAAACAGAUUCAGAACAGUGUCUUUCAGACAAUGGUCCAAAUGCAGCACAGUGGGGACAGCCAACCUCAAGUAAACAUCUUUUCAUCUACAAAAAGGAUGAUGAGCGUACAGAAUAGUGGUACCCAGCAACAAGGGAACAGCUUGUUCCAGCAAGGGAGCGAGAUGAUGUCACUUCAGUCUGGGAACUUUUUGCAGCAGUCUUCUCAUUCACAGGCUUCAACUCUUUCAUCCUCAAAAUCCUAUUGCUGAUGCUCAGAACCUUUC